Molecule: messenger RNA, 6392 nt
Organism: Perognathus longimembris pacificus (Pacific pocket mouse)
Lineage: Eukaryota; Metazoa; Chordata; Mammalia; Rodentia; Heteromyidae
Gene: Akap11
Product: A-kinase anchoring protein 11
Exons: 12
Coding region: 282-5927 (1881 amino acids)
Biological process (GO): intracellular protein localization
Cellular component (GO): cytoplasm
Molecular function (GO): protein kinase A binding
Source: RefSeq, a predicted model, not a curated record
GGCCGCUCCGGGAAGGACCCGGGGCAGGCGACCGCAGCCAAGCCAGCCUUCGGAGCAGAAGGCAUCGCUCAGACCCCGGACGAGAGGCCUAAGGGGUCGUGGGACAGAAGGUAGGGACCCGGCAACCAAACACACCUGCAGAACAAACCGAGGCUCGGGACGUUUGCGGGUGGAAAGGGUUAACGCGUUUCCAAGGCAACAGACGAGGAAGCGGCGCCCGCAGCCCGCCGCAGGUGUUUUGUGGAUUUAUUCUUCAGUGAUUACAUACCUAGUAUAUAAUUAUGGCGACGUUCCAGCCUUUCAGGAAGCGUCAUUUGAAGACUAGAGCAUCUAUCCGAAAAAGCUUCAGUGAAGAUGUGUUCCAAUCUGUGAAGUCUUUAUUAGAGAGCGAGAAGGAACUGUGCAGUAUAUCCAUAGAGGACUGUGUAAGACAGAAUGAACAUGCCAAUUUAACAGAGGUGACAUUUCUAGGCUUUAAUGAAGAAACAGAUGCUGCUCAAAUACAGGACUUAGCUGCAGUUUCUUUGGAACUUCCAGAUCUUCUGAAUUCACUCCAUUUCUGCAGUUUAAAUGAAAAUGAAAUUAUAUGUUUGAAGGAUAUAAGUAAAACAUCAGAUAUAAACAGUUGUCCUCUAAAUCAGAAUCAUCAUUCUGGAAUGCUUUGUGUCAUGAGAGUGUCACCUACAUUACCAAGACUCAGAAUUGAUUUUAUCUUUAAUCUUCUAAGUAAAUACGCCACUGGUAUAAGAUACACCCUGGACACAUUCUUGCAUCAGAAGCAUCAGCUCCAGACCACUGAUGAUGAUGAUGAUGAUGAUACUAACCAGUCUGUGUCUUCCAUAGAGGAUGAUUUUGUCACAGCUUUUGAGCAAUUAGAAGAAGAAACUUCAAAGCCACAUGAUGAUGGAAUAAAUAUUACCACACUAAAGAGCCAGUGUGAUGCUGCCUCGCAGACUACUUCUGGUCAUCACUUAGAAACUCGUGAUUUAAAGAUACUGGUUAGCUCUGGACAGCCAAAGUCAUGGGCUAAACCUCCAUCUUUAGUAAAUAUUCUAGGACACAAAGAACCACCUUCUGUGAAAACUUCUGUCACAACAUCUGUUUCAGAGCCUUGGAUCCAAAGGAGUUUCUAUAGGUCAUCUAAUGCUUCAGAUAAAGGUAGUGAUAUACAGAAAACACUUUCUUCUUCUCCUGCUUACUCAUCUGAAUCGGAAUGUUCUAGUCCAAGUCCUGUUAUUUUCUUGGAUGAAGAGGGAUAUCAAAAAAGUUUAAAAGCUAAACUUGAGCUGCCUAAAAUUCCUGUGAUGAAAGAUGAUAUAGAGGAUUCAGACUCAGAAGUCAGUGAAUUUUUUGACAGUUUUGACCAGUUUGAUGAACUAGAACAACCUUUAGAAACUUCUUGUCUCCUUAUAAAAGAUCCUGCUGUAGGGAAGUCAUUGCAGAAGAAAGGGCACAAACAUGAAAAAUCUUGUAUGAAUCCUCAAAAAUUCAAGUUUGAUUGUCCAGCUCUCCCAGCUAACAUUAGAAAGCCAACUCCUCGUAAACCAGAAUCUCCAUAUAGCAACCUGGGCGAUGCUCCAGAUUCUCCCCGCCCAGCAAAGGCGUCAGGAGAUGACAGUGGUUUGUUUAGCCCUGUUCGAUCCUCUGCUUUUAGUCCUCUUGGAAACUAUACUCCUGUUGAAUGUUUUUGCCAAACAGAUAUUGGUGGAGAUAAGAGUCUUGAAAAUCACAAUUCUGCUUAUCACACUUACGGAGAUUAUGCAAAUAGUAUUUCAUGUGAAGUGCUAGGCUCAAUUCUCCAUACUCAAAAUGCUAAUGCAAUGUCAAACAUUAAUAGCUUUAAAGGGGGAGAUAAGAUCAUAGCUUUUAAGUAUGGAAACCUUAAAAAUAAAUCUAAAAAUAAAUCUUUAAUGAUUAAAGAUAGCAUUCAGAAAUUUGCAGCAGAUCUUGUAGAGAAAAGUUUUGGCAGUGCAUUUAAAGACUUACAGAAAGGAGUCUCUUCAUGUACCAAUGCACUGUGCCACUUAGCCAUCAAAUUGACAUCAUCGGUUUUUCAGAUGGCAUUUAAUGAACUAAGAAGACAGCGUGCAUUUUACCUGAAAGAGCGUGCCAUUGGUAGUCUGGCUAAUUUUUUGGUGAGUGAAGCCUUAUCAAAUGCCUUAAAAGAUUUACAGUAUGUGAGGAGGCAGAUAUUUACAAACACAGUUGCUAGGUUUGCUGCAGAUCUUGCAGAAGAACUUGUUUUUGAAGGCAUCAUGGAGGUGUGUCAGUUUUCAUAUCCUCCAACACCUGCAUCUCCACAGGGCCGUUCAUUUGACUUUGAAGAAAAAGUAGUGAAAUCAUAUGCAAAAGAUUUGUCUGAAUCUGUUAUACAGGAAGCAUUCAUUGAGCUAUCACAGAUUGAUGUGACCUUCACAACAAAGGCAGCAGUUAGUGUUUCUAUGGAUAACAAGUAUGGGAGUGCAGAAAGUAUGCCAUCCACACAGAUCUUCACAUUUUCUCCAUCAAGUGUGGCAGCAAAACCAAUACUGGACUACAAAAAGGAAUACACAGUGCAGCAGGCCUUGAUUUGUACUUCAGGAGUUGUCACUUCCAUCCCAGUGCCUUUGGCAGGAAGUGCCCUCCUCCCAUAUCAUAUUUCCUCUACUAUGUUUCAGGCUAAGUCUCAUGUGUCAUCUACUGAUAAUAAUCCAAAUGGCUAUUCUACCCAAGUAGAUGUUGCCACAAAAAACAAAGAGGAAGUAGCUUGUGUCAGAAAUGCAUGUUUACCUUCAGAACUUAGUCCAGAUACUCAGAAUGAUUUAAAACCAACUACUGUUACUGAAACGCACAAUUCUUCAAAACUAACAAGUGGUCCGGAGAUUAUUAGCAACUUUUCUGCUGCAAUGGUCCAUACAAUAGUAAAUGAAACUUUAGAAUCAAUGACAUCUUUCAAAGUUACAAGAACAGUUGAUGAAAAGACAGACUAUUUAACUAAAACAAUAAAAGGGAAAACUUCUUUCCCUCAUUGUGAUCAAGCAACAUCACAGCAGAGUGAAGCUCGCAAUAAGGAUAUGUUUGCUGAACAAUUAUCUAAAUCUAUUAUUAAACAUUCCAUAGAUAAAAGCAAAACAGUGAUCCCAAAUUUAGAUAAAAAUGCAAUAUAUAAGAGAGGCUUGCCUAUUCUUGGAGAAGGAUCACAGCUGACCUUGGAAAAAUUCCCAAGAGUACUUGAGGCUCAUGAUCACUUACCUCACUGUUCACUUUCAUUUGGAAAAGAUUGUGUUCCAGGAUGUCAAAUGUCUGUGGAUUCUUAUGAACUUCCUUUAGAGAUGGUGCCACCUGCUCCAACUCAGAAACCUGAUUUGAAGGAAUUGCCUAAAGAUAAGCCAGUGAAAAAACAUGUAAAUAAUACAGCAGUUGAGCCCUUCUCUUUUGCACAAGAUUGCUCUUUUCAUCACUCACACACUUUGUCAUCUACAGUACUCACCUGUGUAGAUAGUCUACAUGUGGAAGAUAAACAGAAAAUCAGAGAGAAAAAUGUAAUACCUGAUACUCCUCCAUCAACUCCUCUGGUACCUUCCCAGGCUAGUUCUGAAUGGGACAUCAAGAAGUUAACCAAAAAACUCAAGGGGGAAUUAGCCAAAGAAUUUGCACCUGCUACACCACCUUCUACGCCUCAUAACUCCUCUGUUGGUAGUUUAACUGAAAAUGAACAAAAUACCAUAGAGAAAGAAGAAUUUAUGCUAAAACUCAUGCGAUCUCUUUCAGAAGAAGUUGAAAGUGGUGAAAGUGAAGAGCAUUCAGAAAUGGAUGUCAAGUCAGAGAACUCAGGGAAGAAAGUUCAGUUUGCAGAAGCUCUGGCUACACAUAUCAUAUCUCUUGCAACUGAGAUGGUGGCCUCCCAUUUAGAUCAUGAAGUAACUCGAGAACCUAAGAUUCAAAAUCCUUGCUUAAGUGUGCAGAGUCCAAGAAGUACAUUGCCUACUUUUAUAAGUCAUUCAGAUGAAAAUGUACAAACUUGCAAUUUUGCAGGUGAUAUGGCCGCAGCAGUUAUUGCAGAAGCUGAGAAAACAGCAAAAGUUAGGAAUUGUGCACUUUUCAGGCAGAAGAACAGUUGUUAUUGUGAUGAUGACCAAGACAAGUCAGAAGAAAAGUUGGAUACAGAGAUUGUAGCACACCCUAGAGAAGUGGAUCCAUUUAUUCUGUCCUUACCACCAAGUUCUUUUGUGUCAGGUCUGACACAUAAGUAUCCUAGCUGUGAAAGUGUGACAGAUGAAUAUGCAGGUCAUAUUAUCCAAAUACUAAAACAGGAAGGUGGUAAUGGUGAGUUAAUAAUGGAUCAGUAUGCCAAUAGACUUGCUUAUCGGUCUGUUAAGUCAGGAUUACAAGAAGCAGCUAAGACAGUCAAGAUGAAGUGUAACUUAAAAAUAUUCCCUGAGCAAAGCUCACAAGUGAAAAAUAGCAAUGAACUGUUUUCAAAUAAGGAGCACCUUGAAGUUGAGAAACCAAGACAAAGGAAAAGAAAUGGAGGUCAUCUUUGCAAAAACCAGACUUGUGAAAAGACACAAGACUUGUAUAGAAAUGAUUGCUCUGAACUGUAUAGUUUCUCAGCCUCUCUUGCUCACAGUAUAACAAGAGAUGUUAAAAAAGAGUUAACAGUACCUGCCAUUGACUCGACAAGAUCCCUACUGGAUUCUUGCCUUUUUGAAAAAUCUGGAUGUGUUGAAGAUACUGAAAGUGUUAUUAGACCAGAAUUUCCUAAAUCUCUUCAGUAUUCCACACAAAAUCAUGGCUUUUACCAUCAUGCUGGCAGCUUCAGUGAAUAUGGUUCUGGGAAUAAUGUUAUCCAAACCAUAGAACAGUAUGCAAAAAAAGUAGUGGAUGAUACUUUAGAACUAGGCUUAGGGUCCACAGUUUUCCAAGUGUCUGAGGCCACGAAAUUGGCAGAUAGAAUCACUUAUGCUGAAAAGUUAUCACCUCUUAUAAGUCAAGCUUGCAGAUAUUGUGACCUUAAAGAACUCCAUGACUGUACUGGAAACUCAUCCCAGCAGUUUUCAAAACAGGGAUCAUGUGGUAGUAGGAAGCCAGCUUCAAAUCCAAAACUUAGCAACAUCUAUCAGAAAUCUAGAAUUUUUCAUCUUGACGUCCCUCAGAUACAUGUUAAUCUUGAUAAAAAGACAAUGCUUGCUGAGAAAAUAGUUGCUGAAGCCAUUGAGAAAGCAGAGAGAGAGCUGAGCAACACCAGUUUGGCAGCUGAUAGUGGAAUUGGACAAGAUGGCAUUAGUUUUGCUGAAAGCCUUACCACAGAAAUAAUGACAUCCGCCAUGAUGAAUGUUGGGCAUGAUGUCAGCAGUUCAAAAGACAUAGAAGACUUUCCGUCCAAUGAGUCAUUUAGUAGCCAGCAGAUGAAUCUCAGUGUUGGUGAGGAUAGCACGGGUAGCUGGUCCAAUUUAAGUUUUGAGGAUGAUCACCAAGAUGAAAGCAGCAGUUUUCAUCAUCUAAGUGAAAGCAGUAAUGGUAACAGCAGUAGCUGGAGCAGUCUUGGUUUAGAAGGAGAUUUGUAUGAGGACAAUUUAUCCUUUCCAACAUCAGACAGUGAUGAGCCAGAAGAUGAAGAUGAAGAGCAUGAGGACGAAAUAGAAUGUUUGGAGCCAAAUGGAAAGACUCUGCUGAUAACGAAUGUUGAUAUGGAGCCGUGCACAGUAGACCCACAGCUACGGAUUGUUCUUCAGUGGCUUGUUGCCUCUGAGGCUGAAGUUGCAGAACUAUGUCUUCACGACUCUUCAAAGAAGGAGUUUAUACUACUUUCAAAACAGUUACAAGAAAAAGGAUGGAAAGUAGGAGACCUCCUGCAGGCUGUACUUAAAUAUUAUGAAGCAGUGGAAAAGCCCUCCAGCGAAGAGAGGUGCAAGUCGCUGUUCGAUUGGCUCCUGGAAAAUGCAUAGAACAAACCCCGAGCCAAUAUAUUUUAUUAUUUGUUUGGGAAAGGAAGAAACAGAUUAAUAUGUUUAUGAUAAAAUUCAAAUAGUGAAUAUUAACAUUUUAAAUGAGUUGGGAGAAAAGUAAAUACAGCUUUUUUUUAAGUGCUUUCUGUCAUCACACUGUAUAUAAUUCAUACUUUUAUAAUCUCUUAAAAUAUUAUCCUCACUUAUUCUUCUAUAAAUACAUGUGUGGUAUGUUAAGAUCCUAAGAACAUGUAUGUGAAGGAAGGUCUAACCUAAGGUUUUCUGGGACAUUAUCCAACAGCACUCUUUUUGGAUCCAAAUAGUGCUGCUUGAAACUGCACUGAGCUGCUGGGGAGAGGAUCCAGUGAAUGAGACUUAAAAUUUUGCUCCUUUGCAAACAAAUGCCUCUGACUAAUAUCUAGCAUCAAAAAAAUAAAACCGAGUCUAUUUUGUUUUUUGUUUCUG